AUGGGAAACGAAUGCAGCUGCGGAGAAAUGAACAGUGCCAAAGCACAAAUCUCUAACGGAGAAUCUAACAAGAAGCUGAAAGACGUACGCCUGUGUUGGGAUGAAGGCGUUGGAAAGAAUAUCCUAAGCGAAGAUGAAGAGACAGAGGACGAGAACUAUUUCUACCGUUUGGAGAGAAAAAGAAAUAUGAACAAGUCAGGCGAAAAAGGAGAACACAAAGAGGAAGAACAUUUGGAUAAAUGGAAAAAUUUAGCAGACCAAAUGGAAGGAGAGUAUACCAUUAACGUUAAAAAAAUACUCAUGUAUGUUAGGGAGUACGAGGAUGAUUUUCUCCUUUUCUUUAAAAAGAGAAAUGCUACAAGUUUGAUCUUCCUAAAGUACAUAAUCUUAAAUUACGAAAAAUACAUGCUUUCCAUUGCCGAUACAGGUGUAGUGUACAUUGGGGAAAUCAGUCCAAAUAAUGAGAAGCAGGGGUUAGGCGUGAUCAUUACCCCUGAUCAGUGUAUGUACAUAGGGGAGUUCGAGAAGGAUGAAAUUACAGGGUUCGGUUUGUAUGUGCACUUCUCCAAAAGUAUUUAUGUAGGACACUGGAAGGGAGGCAAGACAAAUCACUACGGGAUCUUCACCCAUACAGAUGGUACCUUCUACAAAGGAUUUUGGUUAAAUGAUAAACAAAAUGAAAAGGGAAUUGAGCAUGUCUAUGCGAAUUAUGUCUUUUUGGGGAAUUACAGAAAAGGAGAAAAAGAUGGCUUUGGAGCUUUUAUUCUGAAAAAUGAGUCCAUGUACAUUGGGCAUAUAGAAAAUAAUUGUUUCUCCAAAAAAGGCAUUUACUUUUUUCAUAGGAAGAAAAUGUACAUAACAAAUUGGAAGCAGAACAGCAUUGGUGGUGCUUGCGAAAUAAUGUGGUUAGACAGGAGGCAGUUCUACGGCUACCACUCUACCAAUAAUAGCAAAGAGGGCAUAGGUAUUUACAAGUGGAAUGAUGGAAGGAUUUAUUUUGGAAACUGGGCUAAUAAUAAGCAACACGGUUAUGGAGUCUUCAUAGUGAUCAGGCACAUUAGGGAAUAUGAACGGAGAGAAAAGGCUCCCUUUUUCUUCUUUUUCCAUCAGACAAGAAAGAUAAAGGAGUACUUCUUUUUAAAUCUUUUAAAGGAGUCCUUUUUUGAGAAGGGACGGGUGCGCAGAGAGCUGGAGAAGGCCAUAUGGGGAAAAACCAUAGACCACUAUGCGGCACGCGGAAAGGCAUUUCGUGCUGCUUCAGAAGAGGCCUCACCUCAGGAUGGAACCCCAAAUGGGAUGACACCCCAGUGUAACAACCUGGACGCUUACCUCUUCCUAAGGACACUACUGUGCAUGAGGUAUUACGAGACCUGCCGCUCCUACUUCGAUCGUCUGCAAAAGAAAAAAUGCAAUAGCUUCAAAUUUAACUGCACCUUCUAUGAAAGGGUGAAGGAGCACAUUUGUUCCGUGACGAAUAGGUACUUUAAUCAGCCCGCAGCGCAGGAACGACGGGGGUACAGCGAGUCGCCUGCGUGGAGCGCGCUCCAAGGGGAGGCAGGCUACACGAGGGGAGGAGACUUUACGAGGGGAGGAGACCUUACGAGUGAAGGGACCGACGGCACGGGUAACGACAGCGAUGAUACGGAUGAGGAGACCGACGAUAAAAUGGAUGACGAGACUGACGAGACAAAUGGAGGUAAUGGUGCAGAGAUCCAUCAGGGGGAUCACCCUUCCUUCGAAGAUAUCGAACGUUUGAAGAAUUACCUAAGCCGCCUAAAUCUGAGCCACGUCAGCGAAGGAGACAUCACCCCGCGAGGUCCCCUAUUCGCACUUGCAUCUAGAAACCUUGUCCUUAAAUUGGGGAGGUGGGAAAAUGGGAAGUUGCAGGAAUGGAUUUACUCCAGCGAUCGGUCGCGCUCAAAGGGUGAGCACAUCAGGCACCAGGGAGCGAGUCCACAUAAUAAGCAUGGGGGAUUAUCAAAUAGGAAAAAGGAGAGAAAAAAUAAAAAAAAAGGACACAUGCAGGAAUUGGCCUCCAGGCCAUGUGAUCACUCUGUGAUUGAUAAAUUUUUGGACCGCAUGUCUUCCUCGGAGGGGAGCAGUAAUGGGAGCAGUGAUGAAGGAAUCCAAAGGAACCGUCAUACGAGCAUUCAUCAUAUGAGAAAUCAAAAGAAUUACGAACCGGACGACCACCAACAGCAUGACCAGGAUAACAAUGGGGGGCACAUCCCCUUCGGAGCUUCUCGCCAAGGGAAGUCUCCCGGGUCAGUGCCGAGGAAAGGCCUUCCACGGGGAACCUCUUCCAUUUUGCAAGGCCACAAAUUGCAUGGUAAAAAAAAAGAAACCCGCAGUGAUAGCAGUUCAGGCGAUUCAAGUGGGAGAAGUUCCUUGGAGAUGACAUUUUCCACGUCAAACUUGAGAGAUGAUCACCAGACCACCCCCUCUGUCGUAGAAGAAGAGAUGGAUGUGCAAAGUAGUUUUACCGAUAUGAACAGCAUAAGAAAAGGUAUCGGUCCAGAGGGAAUCCCAACGUCAAGCAUUCUCCACAAUGGGAGUUCCAUUAUAUAUGAAGUUACCAAAGAAAGUGAUAAAGUAACACUCCAAGACAGAAAUGUAAAUCGAGCGAAUAGAGGGAUUAUCCGUAAGGGGGAGGAUGACCAAGGAGAUGUGGACCGUACUAAGGAAAUGAAUGUGCCGCAUGCGCUUCAGGGUGAGAACGGGUCGUCUCGUCUGGAGAAGGAAAGUAACCCUCUAGAGGAGAAGAACCCCGGAGGGCGGAAUAGAAACACCAGCCCAAACGAUGCACGUAAAGGAAACAAAUCGCGCCCUCAUUUUCAGGGCCUUCCAGAGAAAGACGAGGAAGGUAUCCUUUCCAGUGUUAACUCUCGCAACUACGAUUUGCCAAAGAAGGGGUUCUCCCUAGUAUGGAGUUUGAGGAGAAUGAAAAAUUCCCAUUUAUCAGCCAAUGAGCACAUAACGUUUGAGGCCCCGAAGGCGUAUGUCGAUGAGGAAGACAGCCAAUCAGGGAUAUGCCAUAAGAAGAAGUCUUUUUUUGGCAAAUUACUGAGGGGGAGCCGCCGUACCGGGGGGGACGCAAAACGGGAGAAGUAA
Messenger RNA from Plasmodium knowlesi strain H, 3111 nucleotides. RefSeq lists its product as uncharacterized. Bases 1 to 3111 code for a protein of 1036 amino acids. The record is from RefSeq and is a predicted model, not a curated record. NCBI's taxonomy places the organism in Eukaryota, Apicomplexa, Aconoidasida, Haemosporida, Plasmodiidae. The transcript has a single exon.